Molecule: messenger RNA, 1670 nt
Organism: Ochotona curzoniae (black-lipped pika)
Lineage: Eukaryota; Metazoa; Chordata; Mammalia; Lagomorpha; Ochotonidae
Gene: ANKRD54
Product: ankyrin repeat domain 54
Exons: 8
Coding region: 154-1074 (306 amino acids)
Biological process (GO): regulation of protein kinase activity; regulation of intracellular signal transduction
Cellular component (GO): nucleus; cytoplasm
Molecular function (GO): protein kinase regulator activity; protein binding
Source: RefSeq, a predicted model, not a curated record
CGGCCAGAUCCCGCCCACGCCCGACGGUCGGCUGAAAGUCCGGCCCCCCAGGCGAGUGGCCGACUGCGAGGCUCGGGGCGGAAGGAAGUGGAUCCGACCGUGUGUCGGUCAGGAACGAGGCUGCGGCGGCCAGACCGGCGCCGAGCUGUUGCCAUGGCAGCUGCCGCCGGGGGCGCAGACGACGAGCCGCGCUCGGGCGGCUCGAGCUCGGAGGGCGAGUGCGCGGUGGCGCCGGAGCCGCUGACGGGCGGUGUGGGCCUCCUGUCCUUCGUGGGGUCUGCGCUGGGAGAUGGCCCGCGUCUCGAGUUCCGGCCGGCCGGCGGGUCCCAGUCCCCGGUGCGCUACCUGCACGUCGUGUGGCAGGAGGACGCCGAGCCGCGCGGCGAGCUGCGCUGCAAGAUGCCCGCCGGCCGGCUGCGACGAGCCGCCAGGGCCCACCGGCGCUUCGGGCCCAUGGGCAAGGAGACACACGCGCUGAAGAGGCUGAGGGACUCGGCCAACGCCAAUGAUGUAGAAACAGUGCAGCAGCUGCUGGAAGAUGGCACAGACCCCUGUGCAGCCGACGACAAGGGACGCACGGCUCUCCACUUUGCCUCCUGCAAUGGCAAUGACCAGAUCGUGCAGCUGCUCCUGGACCACGGGGCCGACCCUAACCAGCGAGACGGGCUGGGGAACACUCCACUGCACCUGGCGGCCUGCACCAGCCAUGUCCCUGUCAUCACCACACUGCUCCGAGGAGGAGCCCGUGUGGAUGCCCUGGACCGCGCUGGCCGCACGCCCCUGCACCUGGCCAAGUCGAAGCUAAGCAUCCUGCAGGAAGGCCAUUCCCAGUGCCUGGAGGCCGUGCGGCUGGAGGUGAAGCAGGCAACCUGGCUCACACUCUCGUUCCAGAUCAUCCACAUGCUGCGGGAGUACCUGGAGCGCCUGGGGCGCCAUGAGCAGCGUGAACGGCUCGAUGACCUGUGCACCCGGCUACAGAUGACCAGCACCAAGGAGCAGGUGGAUGAGGUGACCGACCUGCUAGCCAGCUUCACGUCGCUCAGUUUGCAGAUGCAGAAUAUUGAAAAGAGGUAGCAAAAGGGGAUCCUGCCGUUGCCCCGCCCCCCGUCCCCACUGCUCUCAUUACUAAGCGACAGCCCCAGGCCCAGGCCCAGGGAACUGCCCUUGUAGGGCCUGGGCCUUCGUCCCCACAUGCUGCGGGACAGAAGCAUGAUUUCCAGGACCUCAGAACUGAACUUACCCCAUCCCACCGCCGUACACCUCAUCCCUGUUCUCCAUCUUCUCUGUGAGCUGGGACCAUUAUCCCCCAUCUGCUUGUCCAGCUCCUGCAGCACCGGACUAGUCUCUGAAGCCACACUUGGGUCCUGGGUGACUUAUGACAUGCUGUGUCCCGGUGGGCCUCACAUGCCCCAUGGCAUCCCAAGAGCUGUCUCUCUCUCUUCCUUCCCCACCAUAGGUCUGUUGUAGUCCACACAACAUGGGCUUAGGGUAAACCAAAGACAGCCACCAGGGCCUCCUGGUUGACCCCAGGCCUGUCACCAACGCCAACACUGAGGCUUGUCCCCUGACCUUGUAGGAGUUUCUGUGUGAAGGGAGGGUUGGCAGUGCCCAGGCCCUGCCGAGCUCAAUGCAGCCUCUCGCCCCGUUCUUCCCAGCCCCUGACCCCCCAG